GAGAGAGGGGAAAAAACGGCUCUCAGCAAAGCAACAAGAAGGAAGAGCAAUGGCGACACUGGAUCGCCAAAUACCAAGUCCGGAUACCUUCCUUUGCGAGCCUUGGUCUUCCUUCGUCAGUGCGGCUAAAUUACGUUUUGUUGACAACGCAGACUCGUCCUUGGAUAACCGCGACAACGAGCUUUACUGCCUCGGCGAAGUCGCGAAGCUCGGCAAGAGAGAGAUGUUUGUCUACAGCCAGUUUCCAGCACUGGAGGAUUUUUCUCUUGUUGUCUGCCAUGUCUGCAAGAAGGUGGUCACUCCUCAGGGCAUACUCGCACACUAUGGUAGCUGGGGUGUAGUUUCCCUGUGAGACAGACAGAGACAGACAGACAGUCCUGGACCACAUCCCCCCAUUCCCUCCCCACCCUGCUCCCACAAAGACAUGCAUAGCAAAAACCAGAAGCGCCACGGCUCCCCCAUCCCCUCCAGGAGCCCCCUGGUUCCUAUGAAGCCCAAAGCACCUGCAGUGGCCCCCGCUGUGGCUCCCAGUCCUGGGGACACGCUGGCCUUCAGGGUCCCUAAAGAUUACCCUCACUCCCGCUUCAGCAAGGCGCCGCUUGCUGUCUAUCCACCAAAGGGGGCACGAAACAAGACAUGCGUAUCGCUUCCAGUCGUAAGCCUAGAGAAGAUGCCCUGCCUCAGUCGAGCUGACUCGGCGUCGCACGUGCGCCUCACCACCUCCUCCUUGUCUUCCUCCCCCUCCCCUUCCUCCCUCAAACCUCCAUCCCUCACUCCCCUAGCCUCCCAACGCUCCAGCGAAAAGCUCAUGAAUGGUCGCGGCAGCAGCGGGCCAUCCACGCCACGCUCCACCACGCCUCCAUCCUCUCUGGACGGGCGGCCCAGUCCGGCGCGCUCUCCGCUGGACAGACAGCCGUCGUCUACACCCUCUCCCUCCCCGCUGGAUCGGAAACCCUCCCCGUCACCUUCGCCCUCUCACCGAUCUGGCGCUGUGUCAUCAUCAUCAUCAUUGUCGUCGCCGCCGCUGGAAAAGAAGCACCAGAAUGGAGCUAAAACGUCCUCCAGGUCACACAAAAGACUCUCAGGGAGAGUGUUUGAUCCUAACAAGCACUGUGGAGUCCAGGACCCAGAGACUAAACGACCCUGCACGCGGUCUCUCACCUGCAAGACUCACUCCUUAACCCACCGCCGAGCCGUCCCCGGCCGAAGGAAAAAUUUCGACAUCCUCCUGGCCGAACACAAGGGGCGGGCGAAGGAGAAGGAGAAGGAGGGAGCAAAGGAGAAAGAGAAAGACAGGGACGGAGCGCUUGGAGGGAAAGAAGGCUGCGGCCACAGUAUCACCUCACAGGAGAGUCCUAGCAAGCCUCAGUGCCCUAACGGACGACCCCUGUCCACGCUGAAGCUUCGGCUGGCAAAUGCGCACAUACCCAGGGUUCCAGGGGGCUCCGCCACCUCCACCUCGAGUCCCGUGCCCCCAGCACCAGUCCCUGGCCUGGCCCCUAACCCAGAGCUGUCCCCGCACCGCUGGGUAACGGCAGCGGGAGAUGGCGGUCGGCUUUCCAGUGACGAGGGAGACGCAGAGACUCCAGAGGACACUGACAGACCUGCUUUUCACUCCUCCAGUCACCACCCACAGCCUUUAGGGUUAUGCGUAUUCAGCAGCAGGCUCAUGGGACGGGGCCACUAUGUGUUCGACAGACGAUGGGAUAGGAUGAGGCUGGCGCUCCAGAGCAUGGUGGAGAAACACCUCAACGCACAGAUGUGGAGGAAGGUGCCUCUUGCUGCUGAGAGCCUCUUCUCCCUCCCCUCCACUGGUACCUCUUCCAUCCCAUCACAGCAGACUCCCUCUCCCACCUCUGUCACUUCUCUUCUCCUCACCUCCCCCUCCAACUCUCUCUCCUACACCGCCACCUUCCCUCAGUCCACGUCCACGGCCGGGGUCUUCAGCGUCCGAGACGCCCAGCAACCCCUCACCCCCAUUUCCGCAUCGGGUAAAGCCCGUAACAGCAACCAUAAAGCCAGCCGCCCAUCCAAAGACACGGAGGACUCUGUAGUAGGAUCUAAGAAGAGAAAAAACUCUUCCUACUUUUCUUCCUCCCUUUCUUCUCCUUCUUCAUUGUUUUCAACUGUGGAUAAUCACAAGAGGAAUGGCAGCAGCUAUGAUCCAACAUUACAAUGUUCAGGGGGGACAGCUGCUUCCCCAGCCAGCAAAAAGGGACUUGGGCGUGGGGGGAGCGGGCUUUGGCGCAGCGGAGAUGACUGGCUAUCUAGAUCUGAGGGGUCUCAAAGCCACAACUCACAGAGCAGUCGCAGCCUUGGCACCACCAGUAUACCCUACUCCCCCUCCAGGGAGCCUGCCUCCACGCCUCAUCAGCCCCUGGCACCCCCCUCCGGACCCCUGGCUUAUGGGGGAGGAGCAGAGGGGAGGAAGAGGAGGAGUCCAAGCUCUUACAGAGGGAAGGCCAGCAAGCUGAGCAGGCCGGGCGGACUGGAGAGCCUCUUUGUGAAAGGAAACGACAUGGGGGGGAUACUGGCUUCGGGGCCCGAGUCCCCAAGACAGGCCAAGUUGCAUCACUGACAGAAACCUGUUUCAUGGACAGAAUGUUGGGCAGCUGUGCAGGCCACCACCGUUUGUGACCCCUGACCUCACCACUCUUCCACUGACAGCACCAAUCAGACUUCUACAUCUCGGCGAUGUCACCCCUGUUUACCCAAUGAUGGUUCAGUUCACCCGCUGUGACAUUGGGGCUCCGGAGUCUUUGCUCACAGUUGGGGCUGGCAGUUAGUUCCACUCUGCAUCCCUAGUUAUGGAUCGUUUGACGGAAAGCUGCCGUGCAUCACUGUGGUCGUGGUCUUUUCAGAACAAGAUGGUGUAAUCCAAAAACAUAUCCUCUGAAAAGGGAAUAUGCCUUGCAAAGUUUUUAAGGCAUUGUUAAUAAUACCACCACUGUACAAUUUUUG
Molecule: messenger RNA, 2961 nt
Organism: Xiphias gladius (swordfish)
Lineage: Eukaryota; Metazoa; Chordata; Actinopteri; Istiophoriformes; Xiphiidae
Gene: atxn7l1
Product: ataxin 7-like 1
Exons: 13
Coding region: 425-2578 (717 amino acids)
Source: RefSeq, a predicted model, not a curated record